AUGGCUGACUCCCAGGCUUCCGCUGUCCAAACUCCUCCCUUCUCUCCUCAGUACUUCCAGAAACCCUCAGAUGGUGACCGAUGGCCAAAGACACCAUCAGGCCUGAAGCUGAAGCCUGUGCCCUCCCAGCUGCCCCGCUCCUGGAUGCAGGACCGCCAGCAGUGCCUGGCCGCCGCCUACAUGCCAGUCGUGGUGGACCAUCGGGAGCAAAACUCAGACAAGCUCAGGUUCCACUUCUACACCCCCCAGUAUUGCAAUUCCCUGAACCCCUUCUGCACACUGCAGAAGCCCACCUGCGGCUACCUGUACCACAGGGACACUGACCACACCCGCAAGCGCUUCGACGUGCUGCCUGCCAACUUGGUCUUGUGGCGCUCCUAG
Molecule: messenger RNA, 381 nt
Organism: Dipodomys spectabilis (banner-tailed kangaroo rat)
Lineage: Eukaryota; Metazoa; Chordata; Mammalia; Rodentia; Heteromyidae
Gene: Cimip3
Product: GUCA1A neighbor
Exons: 1
Coding region: 1-381 (126 amino acids)
Source: RefSeq, a predicted model, not a curated record